UUCGAGCGAAAUUUUGUUGCAUUUUUAAAAUUUUGCCUAUGUUUCUCGAAUUCAAAAGUUUUAUUUCUAAUUACUUUCUACGAUAUUCGGAAUUUCUUUGGUUUUUGCAUUGCUGUCGUAUAUAUAAUAAUUCUGCAGCAAAUCAGAAUGUGAACACUCGCUGAUUUCCAGUCGGCUCUGACUUAUGCCAGAGUUCUCAGUUGCUCGGAAUUCUGUUUAAAAAAAUUAAUAAUAAUUAUAAAUUGUCGAAUUUGCUCUUUGUCGACUUUUUGAUCGCUCUGUUUAUGGUCUCGUGUGGUUAACGUUUUGGUUAAUUCUUUUGCCAGUUGGUUGCAUGUGAAUACUUGGUGUAUACUUUAAAUAAUAUGCCUGCACUCGAAUCAGGAUCACAGAUCAGCGGAAUGAGUUUUCCUGCUACGGACGGCACAGCAGACUUUCCCAUGGUGCCAGCUCAGUCGGAGAAAUCUCAGGUUUUCACUAAAGCCCUAUUCCUUGGUGGUGUAGCCUCACUAGGUGUGCUGGCCGGAUUCGGAUCCGCCUUGACCAUGGCCAAGAAGCGCGACCCUACCUCCUUCGACAAGGGCCUGUUGGCAGGAGCAGAGCGCCUGGAGAGCGGAGGUGCCCUAGCAAUGAGGGCGCUGGGCUGGGGCACGCUAUGGGCGGUCGGCGGAGUGGGCCUGCUAUGUUUGACCGUGUACAAAAUUCUGGAUGUGCAAAGUGCCGGCGAUUUCCGCCGGAAGAUGGCCGCACUGAUGCCCCGGGUGCCAAAAAAAUCCGGUGACUCCAGUCAGCGGACGGAAUUUGCCAGUAUUCGCGAAUUUUUCGAGUAUAUCAGCCAGGAAACAAAGUCCAAAUAGAAUAAUAGAUUAUUGUAAUUACGAAAAAAAUGUUUUCUUAAUGAUUGGCAUUUGCCAGUUUGUGAUAUUUAUUUUGUUUGCCAUAAAAAGGGAAAUCAAGACAAACGAGAACUUACCAGAACUGCGCAUUUUAUACAGUGAUUUUCAUACUGCAAUACCGCUUGACUCGCGGCUUGAGUGGUAUAC
Paramacrobiotus metropolitanus is the source of this 1043-nucleotide messenger RNA. RefSeq names its product transmembrane protein 242-like. NCBI's taxonomy places the organism in Eukaryota, Metazoa, Tardigrada, Eutardigrada, Parachela, Macrobiotidae. The transcript has a single exon. The coding region runs from base 366 to 857 and encodes 163 amino acids. The record is from RefSeq and is a predicted model, not a curated record.